Messenger RNA from Spodoptera littoralis (African cotton leafworm), 804 nucleotides. The record is from the annotation of a GenBank genome assembly. NCBI's taxonomy places the organism in Eukaryota, Metazoa, Arthropoda, Insecta, Lepidoptera, Noctuidae.
AUGAAGCAGAAGCUGCUGAAAGAGCGUCAGGAAAAAUUGAGAAUUGAGCAAGCUGAUCGCGAGGCACGCCUUAGUGUUUUGAAAUACAAAAGCAAAGAAAAAUUACAAGAAUACGGCAUAGUCCAAUCAACCUCGGAGCCUACACAAGAUACAGCAAAUGAACAUAUCAACUUGUUUGCAAAUUUAGAUGAAGCUGUGAAAACUACAAAUAAGGAUCAUGAUAAUGAAGCAAAAGAAAAAAAAGAAGAAUAUGAGAAAAAGAUUGGUUACUUGACAUAUCUUGGACAAGACACUAAUGAAGCUCUUGGUAAAAAAAAUUGGUAUGAAGUAGCACCAGAAACAUCCCGAUACUCUAGAUCAAGUAAUAUUAAGGAUACUUAUGACAAAUUAGUUUUGAAGGAUACUGAUGGUAAACCUAAAGUAAAAGAACCAGAUGUAAAAGAUGGAGAGGUCAAUUAUAAGAGAAAACAGGAGCUUGACCCAAUGAACGCAUUUAAACACCUUCAUAAAUAUGAUAAAAUAAAAAAAUAUUAUAAGCCACCUAAACAACAAAUUAAUAAAGAUAAUGAUAAACAGAAGAAAAAGAAACACAAAAAGGAUAGGAAAGAAGAUAAAGAAAUGAAAUUACAAAAGCUAAGAGAAGCUCGACUGAGAAGAGAACAGCAAGAGAAAUACAGAACUGAAUUGUUUUUGAAAGGUCUUCAUAAUUCUAAUGAAACUAAAGAAGUUGAGAAAGAAACAAGAUUAAAACCUAAAUACAAUUCACAGUUCAACCCUGAACUGGCAAGGCAAAAUUAUAAAUAA